Messenger RNA from Tyto alba (common barn owl), 1389 nucleotides. RefSeq lists its product as uncharacterized. The coding region runs from base 68 to 1030 and encodes 320 amino acids. NCBI's taxonomy places the organism in Eukaryota, Metazoa, Chordata, Aves, Strigiformes, Tytonidae. The transcript has 2 exons. The record is from RefSeq and is a predicted model, not a curated record.
UCGCGGGGCUCUCCUAGGCACUUCUCUCCGGUUGUUGUCACUGAUGAAGUGGACAUAAGCACCUUGCAUGACCAUGCACUACUAUGGGGACCGGUAUAAACACCUGUACCUGCCGGGAUCAGGCUAUAUCACUGAAAGCAUCCAGCAGUGCACACCCCAGGCCAAUGCGUGCAGCACCACGUGCUACCCGGUGAGCGUGAUCAAGAGCCCGAUGCCAAGAUGGCAAAGCUGCACGCAACCUUUCACUUACGUGUGCCCACAGCCAAGCGUGAGCCAGACAUCCCUGUUGUCUUGUCAGCCCUACGUACAGCAGUGUGUCCUGCUGUACCCUGAGCCUUGCGAGACCACUCGCCUUCUGCCCUGCAGGAAGCCCAGCCUGAAGCUGAGCACAAUGCAGAGUUUCCAGCCCUGUGAGACUAACCACCCUGAGAAAAAGCGUGUAGCCAAGAGCCUUCCACCAUGUGCACCCAGGUGCCCAGAACCAGGCAAACUCAAGUUCCCACCGUGUGGGAUCAAGUACUCGGCCUCAUGCAAAGACGAAUGCAGGUCGCAGAAGAUCUCCAAAUGCUCGUCGCAGCGGUACGGCGCGGAGCUCCAGUCCAUGCAGGGGAUGACCAGUGGCUACUCCCCACCUUUGCGGGGAGUCACUGAGUGCCCCCCGCAGCAGUGUGUAACUCAGGAGUACGUGAGCGGGUUCCCCCACCAGAAAUGCAUGAAGGGCUACCCGACGCAGGAGUGCGUCACCACCUACUCCUCGCAGCAGUGUGUAACCAAGUCCCUGCCGCAGCCACCCGUGCCCAAGUGCCCCCCUGGGCAGGGAGCAAAGGAGUGCUCCUUGCACCAACACGCAGUCAAAUGCUCGCUGCCGCAGGAGGGAGCCAAGCACAAGAGCUCAUCGACACAACACCUGAGCAAGUCCAAGUGCCUCUACCCACGGGCCACCCAGCACUCGAUGCAGCAUCACGCAGGUGGGGCGAAACGUUCGAGCCACUCCAAGAAGAGUCGUUGUGGUUCAAAAUGGCUGUGGUAAAAGAAUUAAAGGAGUAGUUGUGUAAACAGCAAGCUACGUAGCUGAGGUGUGAGGUUAUUUUUCUCCCCCUGUUCCCAUUCUUAUCCCCCAGAGAAGCUUUGGCCUUAUUCUACCCCUUAUUGUAUCCAUGUUAAACUCGUAGAGUGCGUUGCCUUCCUUUUGUGACCACACUUCACAUAUUCCUGCAACAGAAGAACUGUUAGUGAGAAGUUAAGUAACUCUGAGCAGGUGCUCAGGCUUUGAACUUCAAACCGAUAAAACUCUGUUACAGUGUGCACACACCGAGAGGUUUUUACUGUUGCUGGAUCAAUCAUAUUCGCCGGUUGUACCAGUCAUAUUAAACUCAGGUUGUAGGUGGA